Messenger RNA from Melanotaenia boesemani (Boeseman's rainbowfish), 1896 nucleotides. It is a transcript of the gene hnrnpl, whose product is annotated as heterogeneous nuclear ribonucleoprotein L. The record is from RefSeq and is a predicted model, not a curated record. Gene Ontology annotation, molecular function: mRNA binding. Gene Ontology annotation, cellular component: nucleus. Gene Ontology annotation, biological process: mRNA processing; regulation of RNA splicing. Lineage: Eukaryota; Metazoa; Chordata; Actinopteri; Atheriniformes; Melanotaeniidae. The transcript is spliced from 14 exons. Bases 46 to 1635 code for a protein of 529 amino acids.
CGCAACGGGAACGCAGCAAUAGCCCGGCAAAGGGGACAGGACAACAUGGCUGCUGCUGCGGGCCGAUACUACGGAGAAGGCGGCAGAGCUACGAAAAGACAGAAAACUGAAGACGGAGGGAUGACAACGGAGUCUUAUGAUGACCCUCAUAAACCGCUACCUUCCCCGGUGGUUCACAUCAGGGGUUUGGUGGACGGUGUAAUGGAGUCAGACCUGGUGGAGGCCCUGCAGGAGUUUGGGGCUAUAAGUUAUGUGGUCAUGAUGCCUAAGAAGCGCCAAGCCCUGGUGGAGUAUGAGGAUAUGAAUGGCUCCUGCAAUGCUGUUACUUAUGCAGCAGAGAACCAGGUCUAUAUUGCAGGCCACCCCGCCUUCAUCAAUUACUCCACUAGUCAGAAGAUUUCCCGGCCAGGAGACUCGGAUGACACCCGGAGCGUCAACAAUGUGCUCCUGCUCACAAUCAUAAACCCCAUGUAUCCAAUCACCACGGAUGUGCUCUACACUAUUUGCAACAACUGCGGUCCCGUACAGAGGAUUGUCAUCUUCAGAAAGAAUGGGGUUCAAGCCAUGGUUGAAUUUGAUUCCGUUCAAAGCGCUCAGAGGGCUAAAGCGUCUUUGAAUGGAGCAGACAUCUAUUCUGGCUGUUGUACUCUAAAGAUUGAAUAUGCAAAGCCAGCACGCCUUAAUGUCUUCAAGAAUGACCAGGACACGUGGGACUACACAAACCCCAACCUGAGUGGCCAAGAUGCUGAUGGUGAAGGCAAUUGGAACAAUUCACAAGAUCCCAACGCCAAUCCCAACAAACGCCAGAGGCAGCCAGCUCUUCUAGGGGACUACCCACCUGAUUUUGGUGGCCCACAAGGAGGUUAUCACAGCUAUAAUGAUGAUCACUAUGGCCCCCCUCCUCCCCAUCGCAUGGGGCCUGGCAUGGGUGGCCGAGGUCGGGGAAACCAGCGGUACGGUGCUGGAUACGGGCCGCCGCCACCUGAGUAUGGCCCUCAUGCUGAUUCACCGGUUCUUAUGGUGUAUGGCCUCGAGCCUUCUAAAAUCAACGCUGAUAAGGUCUUCAACAUCUUUUGUCUCUAUGGCAACGUAGAGAGGGUAAAGUUCAUGAAGAGCAAACCUGGAGCAGCGAUGGUGGAAAUGGGAGACUGUUACUCUGUUGACCGCGCCAUCACUCACCUGAACAACAACUUCCUCUUUGGACAGAAACUCAAUGUUUGUGUGUCCAAACAGCAGGCUAUCGUGCCAGGGCAGUGCUACCAGUUAGAGGAUAACACCAGCAGCUUCAAGGACUUCCAUGGAUCCCGCAACAACCGCUUCACCUCCCCGGAGCAGGCUGCAAAAAACCGAAUUCAGCACCCCAGUAACGUCCUGCAUUUCUUCAACGCCCAGCCCGACAUCUCUGAAGAGAUCUUCAACCAGAUCUGUGACGAGCUGGGAUUCAAGAGUCCUUCGAGUGUGAAACUUUUUACUGGAAAGAGUGAGAGAAGUUCAUCUGGGCUGCUGGAGUGGGAAUCCAUCAAUGACGCCAUGGAGGCCCUAGCUAUGAUGAACCAUUAUCAGAUGAAAAACCCCAGUGGGCCUUACCCUUACACACUGAAGCUGUGUUUCUCAACCACACACCACGCCAACUAAGAAGUUUCCCCGCAGACUGUUUGUAAUGUUUUGUGACUUUGCAUCGAGUAUAUCGCAGUUCUGUUGUCAUGUCCCAUUAAAACAGUGUCGACUAAAACUACAUUAAUGUGCUUUGGAAAAUGUUACUUAAGUGAUGUUUUUUAAUUAUUAUUAAUUUGACUUUUAAAAUGUUUUCAAUCAUUUGUCAGUUUUGUAUAUUCACACUAGAUUUGAUCAUCCCGACUCCCAGUAUUUGGUUUUUAAAUAAAGUUAACAGACUGA